AUGGCAACGGCUAAUUUAAAGUAUACUACUAACUACAAAAGGACACAAAAUAAAAGUUCUGAGGAACUAGAAGCCAAAGAUCGCAAAAAAAGUUUGGAAGAGGCUCAAUUAAAAGCUCUAAAAGGAUUUGACCCCUCCCGCAAAGGAAAAAUUAUGACCUAUGAUGAAGGAGGAUAUUUAGGAAUUAAAGGUUAUAGUAGUAAUACCAUGAGUGGAGAGUCUGAAGGAACCCUAUUAUUUGCUCCCGAAACCUUAGAGUUUUUUGAAAGAAUAUUAAAAGAUAUUGACAAUUUUUUAAGUGAUGCGGAUUUGGAUCCAGAUCCCGGAUUUGAAAAUGAUAAUUACGCCCCUUACUUGGUCCGCAACAAUUGUAUACUUUACGGAGCACCGGGAACCGGUAAAACGGAAUUUGUGCGGGAAUUAAACCGGAUGCUAAUCGAAAAAUAUUCCCAAAAUAACGAACCUAUUGCCGACCCCAAUGACCCCCGUUAUGGUCUAGAAAAUAAUCGAGUUAAUCAACCAGCAGUCCCGAUUUUUGAAAUUAACGGAAAAAGAUUACAAACCGGCGGACAAACUAUGAAAGAUUUAAAUACGCAUGAAAAAUUGGCGGAAAUUAUCAAAGUCUUAAAGCAAGAAGCUUUUGGUGAUGCUUUUUCUACUAAAACUUAUAUUGUUUUUGUAGACGAGGCUGACCAAGCCCGUAAUACUAUGGCCGGGGAUAAAGCAGCCUUGUUAGAAGAAUGGAAAAAUUUUCUCUCUAAUGCCUCCGAUAGUGGUGGUUUAGGUAAAGAUGGUCAAGAUGCUAUUAAUCCAGCCCAGGAUCGCAACAGCAUUUUUAUUAUCGCGACUAAUAAUUAUGGAGCCAUCGACCCAGCCAUCAAACGCCGCGGCCAGAGAAUUAAUAAGGCAGUCAAGGAUGCCACCCGAGAUUUAGAAGGCAGUGCUAAAAAAGAUAAAGAAAAAGAAAUUACCGAGCAAGAAAGCAAAAUAAUUAAAGAUGAUUUAAAUUCUUUUACUAAAGCGGAGCAAAUAAAAAGAUAUCAAUUUGGGGAUAAUCAAUUAUUACGAGAAAGAAUUCGGGAAUUGGGUGAUCAAUUGUAUAAUAAUCAUGUAGAAUUAGGUAAUGUAGUAGGGGGUUCUUUAUUGAAUAUGGUUAAUACCUUGGAUGCUAUCAAAGAAGAAAUUAAUGCCGCCGAAAUUCGGGCUUUAAAAGAUGAAGCCUAUCAAGUUCGUAAGGAUUUACAGCAGGCUACUUUGGAUGUGAAAGCCUUAGAAGGACAAAUUGAUGCCUUGCGGCAAAAAAUUGGCAGUAUCGGAAGUGGCUCGAGUUCGGGCAGCAGUUUUUCUUUUCCUUCAGCAGCAGGUAUACUCGGUAGCACUUCUACGACCGUGCGAAAUGCGAUUGUUGGUGUUCGUAAUCAAUUAGUAGGAGUAGUUAAUGAUCUAAUUAAUGAUAUGAAUGACUUAAAUCAGCAAAUGACUAGUUUUGUUAAUUCUUUGAAUGCUAGUGGGGGAGCCAGCACCACAGUUAUUAAUGAGUUUAAUAAUUUACAAACCAAGCAAAAUAAUUUGGUGCAACAAAUAAAAAAUUUACAAAAUACAAUAAAUAGCAUGCGGCGGAGUCAGCGGAUUAUCCAUUUUGCUACCAAGGUAACGCCUGAAUUUGAUAAUUCAAUUAGGCAGCAGGCCGAAAAAGAAGGUCUGAUGCUGGUAGAAAUGUUGGAAAAAUAUCAACAGGCUUACGAAGAAAAGUUUACUAAUAUGCCUACUCCGCAAGGAACUUAUACUCUAACCAGAGAAACUUGCGAAAGACAAAAAACUAUGAGUUGUGGUGCUUAUCAAGAAUGGCAAAAAUAUUGUGCUAGUGCGGGUAAAUUAGGGGGAACUUUUAUUUGGACUAAUAAUGGCCUGGAUAACGCCACCCCGCCGCCUUUUGCGGCCAAUAUAGAUAAUAAGGCCAUUGAAGGUUUUUACGACCCCCGUUGGAAUAUUAAAGUCGCUCAGCGUUUACAAGCAAAAGAAUUAAAUCAAUUAUUAGAAGUAGUAGAUAAUAAAUAUAAUCCGGAACAGGAAAAAUACGACCGAUCUGUGCUAGAAAAUUAUUUACGAGAAAGAAAAAAAGAAGCGGCUGUUUACCAAAAACAGCAAACCGAACGGAGAAGAAAAAAGACUGAAAUAGAGAAAUUUGGCUUGAAUGAUAAGCCCCUAGAUAAGGAAAGAGGGCGGUCAUUUAAGGGCGAAGAACCAUCAGAAAAAGAAGAACGAAUAAUUACUGAUAGCGGAAAUGACAAUGAAGAAGAAUAA
Messenger RNA from Racocetra fulgida, 2304 nucleotides. The record is from the annotation of a GenBank genome assembly. Lineage: Eukaryota; Fungi; Glomeromycota; Glomeromycetes; Diversisporales; Gigasporaceae.